Molecule: messenger RNA, 1662 nt
Organism: Schistosoma turkestanicum
Lineage: Eukaryota; Metazoa; Platyhelminthes; Trematoda; Strigeidida; Schistosomatidae
Source: the annotation of a GenBank genome assembly
UGGACACUACCGAACACCUGGAACCGUACUGAAAGAACAAGAAUCGUGCGCAAGGAAAUCAAUUGGUUCAUACUAGCUUGUCAAAAAGACAUUGGAUAUUGGAUAGUUGGAGAAUUUCUUUAGGAAGCGGAUAAUUUGCUAAUGGUGUUACUGUGAUGUUGACUUUCGGUCGCAUAUUGCUUAGCUCAUCAUGUAGGAACUCUCUGCCUUUCAGCAAAUUGUUAAAAAACUACAAGGAACCUAAAAGAUGUGCUUCUCGUUGGGUUCCUGACAAAAAGUUUAUGGAUGAACUUAGGGACUCAUUAUACAACCCCGAAGCCAUCAAGGCUACCACAUCCGUACAACCAAUUGAUUUUUUCAACGUGAAGCAUCAGGAGGUUCAAUCUGUCCACUUAAAUUUUGGUCCGCAACAUCCCGCUGCCCAUGGUGUUUUGAGAUUAAUUAUGGAGCUUGAUGGGGAGAAAAUUAUUCGUCUUGAUCCACAUAUCGGUCUACUACAUCGUGGCACAGAAAAGUUAAUCGAAUACAAAACAUACACCCAAGCUUUGCCUUAUUUUGACCGACUUGAUUAUGCUUCAAUGAUGUGUAACGAACAGUGUUAUUCGUUGGCUGUGGAGAAGCUACUCAAUAUUGAAGUACCUCCCCGUGCAAAGUAUAUACGAACUCUUUAUGCUGAAAUAACUAGAAUACUGAAUCACUGUCUAGCUGUUGGUUCUACUGUUUUGGAUAUUGGAGGCAUAACUCCAAUCUUUUGGUUGUUUGAGGAACGAGAGAAAAUGUAUGAGUUCUAUGAACGUGUGUCUGGUGCUCGUAUGCACGCUGCUUAUAUUCGUCCAGGAGGUGUUGCUUUAGAUAUGCCUCUUGGACUAAUGGAUGAUAUACACAAUUUCAUACAAAAGUUUCCACAGCGGUUAGAUGAAAUAAGUGAUUUAUUGUAUGAAAAUCCCAUUUGGAUUACUCGUACCAAAGAUGUUGGUGUUGUUAGUGCUGAAGAUGCUUUAGAUUUGGGAUUCUCUGGGGUUAUGCUUCGUGGGAGUGGAAUUAAAUGGGAUUUGCGUAAAACACAACCUUACGAUGCUUACGCAGACAUAGAUUUCGAUGUACCAGUUGGUGUUCAGGGUGACUGCUACGAUCGAUUUCUAAUACGUAUGGAAGAAAUGCGUCAAUCUUUGCGUAUUAUAGAACAAUGUCUUAAUAAAAUGCCCAAAGGUGAAAUCAAAGUGGAUGACGCCAAAAUUUGUCCACCUAAACGUGCUGAAAUGAAAGAUUCGAUGGAAGCUCUCAUUCAUCAUUUCAAAUUAUUUUCGGAAGGUUACUCGGUACCACCUGGGUCGACAUAUACUGCUGUUGAAGCUCCUAAAGGUGAAUUUGGAGUUUAUCUAGUCUCCGACGGUACAAACAAACCAUAUAGAUGUAAAAUUAAAGCUCCAGGUUUUGCUCACUUAGCAGCAAUAGAUAAACUUUGUCGGGGUUUUUUGUUACCCGAUGUAGUGGCAGUUAUAGGUACUUUGGACAUUGUAUUUGGAGAAGUCGAUCGAUAAGUGCAUAUGUCAACUUGUAAACAAUUUAGGAGGAAUAAAUUCUACCUAUUUCUUAUUCCUUUUAGUAUUAUUGACCUAAACUGUAUUUCAAUAAAUAAAAAGAAAACUUAAGCAGAACUUC